Camelina sativa (false flax) is the source of this 1043-nucleotide messenger RNA. RefSeq names its product large ribosomal subunit protein uL30x. Gene Ontology annotation, molecular function: RNA binding; structural constituent of ribosome. The record is from RefSeq and is a predicted model, not a curated record. Gene Ontology annotation, biological process: maturation of LSU-rRNA from tricistronic rRNA transcript (SSU-rRNA, 5.8S rRNA, LSU-rRNA). NCBI's taxonomy places the organism in Eukaryota, Viridiplantae, Streptophyta, Magnoliopsida, Brassicales, Brassicaceae. Gene Ontology annotation, cellular component: cytosolic large ribosomal subunit.
UUCUCUCAGACUUCCUCUUCAUCUCUCAAGUAAGCUUCUUUCUUUGAUCUUCUUCGUUUCGUUUCUAAUUGUAGGAGAAAUGGCUGAAUCCAAGGUAGUGGUUCCAGAGUCUGUCUUGAAGAAGAUCAAGAGGCAAGAGGAAUGGGCACUGGCCAAGAAAGAGGAAACUGUUGCUGCCAAGAAGAAGAGUGUUGAGACCCGCAAGCUUAUCUUCAAGAGAGCUGAGCAGUAUGCCAAAGAGUACGCUGAGAAGGAUAAUGAGUUGAUCCGAUUGAAGAGGGAGGCUAAGUUGAAAGGAGGGUUCUAUGUCGACCCAGAGGCUAAGUUGCUCUUUAUCAUUCGUAUCCGUGGUAUCAAUGCCAUUGACCCAAAAACCAAGAAAAUUCUGCAGCUCCUGCGUUUGAGACAGAUCUUCAAUGGUGUGUUCCUUAAGGUGAACAAGGCAACAGUAAACAUGUUGCGCCGAGUUGAACCUUACGUGACUUACGGAUACCCAAACUUGAAGAGUGUUAAGGAACUGAUAUACAAAAGGGGAUAUGGAAAGCUGAACCACCAGAGGAUAGCACUUACCGACAACUCGAUAGUGGACCAAGCUCUUGGAAAGCAUGGUAUCAUCUGUGUGGAGGAUCUGAUCCAUGAGAUCAUGACUGUUGGACCUCACUUCAAGGAAGCCAACAACUUCCUCUGGCCAUUCCAAUUGAAGGCACCACUCGGUGGCCUCAAGAAGAAGAGAAACCACUACGUCGAAGGUGGUGAUGCUGGAAACCGUGAGAAUUUCAUCAACGAGCUUGUCAGGAGAAUGAACUAAUGAAAGCUUCUUUAUCUUUUUUUUACCUAUUCCAUAGAUUUUGGGAUCUGAGUUUUUGUUUUGUUUCAGUUAUCAGAGACUAGUGAUAUUUUAUCGGAGAUAGUAUUCAUUUUCGUUUGCUUUAUGUGGGCUUUGUGUUCUUUAUCGGAGAUAGGACCUAGUAUUCAUUUCCGUCAGCUAUCAGAGACUAGUGAUACUUUGUGUUCUUCUCAGCAAAUUGAAUUUUUGGCUUCAA